Messenger RNA from Meloidogyne enterolobii, 500 nucleotides. The record is from the annotation of a GenBank genome assembly. Lineage: Eukaryota; Metazoa; Nematoda; Chromadorea; Rhabditida; Meloidogynidae.
AUGAAGUUAGAAACUUGCGCUUAUUCCGGUUACAAAAUCCAUCCUGGACAUGGGAAACGUGUGAUUCGUUCCGAUGGAAAGGUACAAAUUUUUUUGAGUGCCAAAUGUCAGAAGGGUUCUGGUUUGAAGCGUAAUCCACGAGAUGUUCCAUGGACUGUACUUUAUCGUCGCAAACAUAAGAAGGGAAUUCAUGCCGAUGAAGGUCAGCAGAAGAAACGUGUUAAACGUACUGUUCAUGCUACUUCUCGUCCUGUUGCUGAUAUGACUGUUGAAGCAUUAUUGGCACAACGUAACCAAAAACCGGAAUUUCGAAAGCAACAACGCGAGGCUGCAAUUAAGGCGGCUAAAGAAGCUGUGCGCGCUAAGAAGGAAGAAACUAAGCGAAAGGCUGUUAAAUUGACUAAAGCCGCUCAGCAACCAAAAGUGAAGACUAGCAAACAACCUAAGGCACCUAAAGCACAAGUUGCUGUGAAACGUUAAGAGAUUUGAAAAGAAGAAGA